AUGUGGUUUCCCACCAGCGGCUUCGAAACUAUCCGCCCGUCGGAGGUGCUUGACGAGGAACGGUUUGAGCAUUUCAAACAAGGACAAUAUUACCCUGCUGAUAUUGGCGACGUGCUCAGUACCAAAUACCAAAUUAUUGGUAAACUUGGUUUUGGGACGACUUCUACAGUAUGGCUUGCUCGUGACGUUGAAGGUCAUCAAUAUGUGACACUCAAAAUCUAUACGCGCGACGAAGGUAAUCAGGAAGAGUUUCAGAUCUAUAAGCAACUAAAUCAGGGGAGUCCACGGCACCCUGGCCGUGCUCAUAUCAGGCAGGCACUGGAUAUCUUCACAAUUCCCCGUCCCGGUGGUGACCACCCGUGUCUUGUCCAGAAACCGAUGUGGGAAAGCUUCAGGGAUCUGCUAUACCGUAAUCCAAAUCAUCGAUUUAGUGAAGACCUACUCAAAGCUGGUCUUAUGCAAAUAUUUCUUGCACUUGACUAUCUGCACACUGAAUGCAAGCUCGUCCACACCGGUAAGAUGUAUCGGUAUGGCUUUGUCGAAAACCGUUCCUGA
This is a messenger RNA of Aspergillus fischeri NRRL 181, 555 nucleotides long. RefSeq lists its product as uncharacterized. The coding region runs from base 1 to 555 and encodes 184 amino acids. Gene Ontology annotation, molecular function: protein kinase activity; ATP binding. The record is from RefSeq and is a predicted model, not a curated record. Gene Ontology annotation, biological process: spliceosomal complex assembly; protein phosphorylation; regulation of mRNA processing. The transcript has 2 exons. Lineage: Eukaryota; Fungi; Ascomycota; Eurotiomycetes; Eurotiales; Aspergillaceae.